ACUCCAAUCAAACAGCUUGAACUAACUGUUGUGGAUUUCAUUGACUGAUGAAGCCGUGUUUCCGUUUGACCACCACUAGAUUUCUCUUUUUCAACCUGAUCCAUAAUAUGUCAGCUAACAUUACCCGUUGAGGAAGGUGAUGGCUAGACAGGCAUGCGUAACACAUGUUGUAACCGUUUCAAUCAGUGUAACUUCAUCAUCUCGUCUAUUGAUUUCCCGUCCUUACGUAGCACUCGACCGAUGCCUAACCUCAAUAUUGCUCACCUUAUUAUACCGUUUAACACGGAAGAUAGAAGGCAGACACCUAUGAUCAAAGACAGCUGGCCUUUUCACACAAUCAACCAUAAAGGAGGAGAGAGAGAACUUCUGAGCAGUACACACGCUCUUCGGUCGACAGUCAGCUGGAUAUCACGUCAACUAAGCCAGAGACAGUGUAUGGUGGCAUAUGGCAAACAAGCCUUCUGUAUCCGUGCUGAGAUUUCGUCAACCAUCAACCCUCUAGCGUUGGCUGAUGCAACUCCUUAAAUAAGUGAAGUGGUUAGCAGGCUCCCCUAUUUCACCCCCUAUCAUAAGGCUAGGAAACGAUGUAGUCCAGUCCUGAAAAGAAUCACCUUACAUUUGACAGGAGCAAAUCG
Molecule: messenger RNA, 635 nt
Organism: Trichobilharzia szidati
Lineage: Eukaryota; Metazoa; Platyhelminthes; Trematoda; Strigeidida; Schistosomatidae
Source: the annotation of a GenBank genome assembly